Ceutorhynchus assimilis (cabbage seed weevil) is the source of this 1239-nucleotide messenger RNA. The record is from the annotation of a GenBank genome assembly. NCBI's taxonomy places the organism in Eukaryota, Metazoa, Arthropoda, Insecta, Coleoptera, Curculionidae.
CUAUGUUGCCGCGUCGCAUAGUUUACUAAUAUAUAACCAUUAGUUCAACUGCAUCGUAUACUACCAUUAACAAAUACAAUGAUGAUUACUUAAUACAGUAUUAUUUAACAACACUUAAGUAGGAUAUUAAGCACCGUAAUGCCCUCCAUAUACAAUUUGGUAUGGCAGAGUGGUGGUUACUUUCACUCGUAAGACUGACUUACAAACAUAAUUUUCAACCCACUGUUUCUUUUGCCGUUCUUAAAAUACCAUUUACUUUUGGCAAAUACCAACCUUCCGGUAAAUUCAUUAUGAAAAUUCGGAGUUUAAGUUGUUUAGUGUCCUUUUUUAUAUUCACAAUAAUUUGCAUGUUGGAUAAACCCAUUUCAACGGCUGCUCAAGAACCCAUUUUUGAAUUGCCGGUGGAACUUGUUGGGUUUCCUGUCAUUAUUGUGGCAGUGCGAUUGUCAAAUUUUGUUAAAAAACUGGCAUAUUCAUUGAAUCCAAACACUUACGUCAGCAAGAGAGCGCGGAGAAGCCUAACUAAUGAGGAAAUGAUUAACAUGAUCGAAGCAGAGAAACGACUUGUGAGUGAACUUGGUGACAACGUAUGCAUUUAUCCUAAAGUUUGCUUACAUCAUGCGGAAAAAGCUCGAAGAACCGGAAAACAGGAAAUACAAGUUGAUUGGAAUGAUGUGUUUGCAAACUACAAGUCAUCUGACGAGAGGCAGAAGGAGUUUUACCUUCUUAGUGUAUUUCUAGGCGAUUUCAUAGCAUCUCCAAGAUUUUGUAAUCAACUUGUGAAAAGAGGUAGAGGAUGCAAGGACUGAGCUUUCGAGUUUUGAAACUCAUCUAUACUAUGUAAAUAUUAGAACUUUAAAAUUUAGAAAGAGUUGAAAUUUUUAUUUAUGUAAAUAUUCCUUUGAAAUAGAUAAGUACCUACUUAUUUUAUUAGACUGUAUUCCGACAACCGAAAUUACUUGUUGAUUGGAUGGUUGACUUUGCAAUUACCGUACAUCCCCUAGUCAAUGACUUUUUAUUACUUGAACGUUCCCAGAUUAAUUACGUUGCGCAAGAUGAGGCACAUAAUAUAUGCGAUAAUUAACUGCAUAUUUAAGUAACCAUAAAUUUAUUGUUGCGGAUACCAAUUUGGAUUAUGUUAAGAUAAUGUCGCGAAUUAUUUACCACUUAAUCGUAUGUAGAAUAGGUUUUAGGCUUUGAUACCAUUAAAAGUGAUAAAAUAAAGGUCUUUAUAGCCGA